UCAGGUAGAAGAACCUAUGAGCUAACUUUUCACAAGGAACACAGAGAUAUUAUGCUGAAUCUGUACUUGACAUACAUUUUGGAGCAAGAAAAGGCCAUUAAAGAAGAAAGAAGGGUUCAACGGUUUCAAAAGUACCGCAACAGACAGUGGGAAUUGGACGACACAUUUGAGCACACAACAAACUUCAAGAUCCUGGUAAUGGAACCAUAGCUGAAGAAAAUACUAUUGGAUGAUUUGAACACCUUCAUGAGUGCUCAGGAAAAGUACAGAAGAAUUGGGAAAGCUUGGAAUCGUCGGUACUUGUUAUGUGGCCCUCCUGGCACAGGCAAGUCAGGCUUGAUUGCUGUCAUGGCUAAUCACUUGAAUUAUGACAUCUACCAGCUGGAUCGAACAUAUUUUAAUAUUCACUACAUCAUGCAUCACGAAGUCCCUAGUAAAUCAAUUUUGGUGUUCAAGGAUAUUGAUUGCGAUGUCGAGCUACUAGAUCAAGAAUAUGAGAACGGACCAGAGAAUUAUGAUGAGCAUAAGAGGAUGAUGUCUAUGUUCCUCGAAGCCACUAAUGGACUAUGGUUAUCUUGCAGCAACGAACGCAUUCUCGUUUAUAUGGCCAAUAACAAAGCAAUGCUUUAUCCAGCUUUACUUCGUCGCACGGACAUGCACAUUAACAUGUCAUCUUGUACCAUCUCUACAUUCAAGCAACUAGCCUUCCAGUAUCUAGCAGUUCAACAUCAUAAAUUCUUUGAAGAAAUUGAAGGGCUCAUAGAGGAUGUUGAAGUCGCCCUUGAAGAAGUUUUACGACAAUAAAUGAAGAGUAGUGGCAUAGAAGCUUCUUUCCAAGGCCUUGUUAAAUUCCUUCAUGACAAGAAAUUUAAUCUUGAAAAACCUGAAACCAGCAUGAAAACUGAAUCUAUAGAAUAGAAACAGGGGAUGAAAAGAUCAUCGGCUAGUAGAUUGGAAAGGGCUAUAGAAGGUGGAGACAUCUCAAGGUUAAGAACAUGAAUGAAGUGGAUUCUAAAGCACAGACAUGCUCAUGAGUUUGUUCAGUGGAUGGGAUGGUUCGAAUUUGUUUAUAGGAUUUAGGGAAGAAUGCCACAAUGUAAGCUUGGCAAACUGGAAAACUAUCUGAAAGCUCUAAA
Molecule: messenger RNA, 1136 nt
Organism: Populus euphratica (Euphrates poplar)
Lineage: Eukaryota; Viridiplantae; Streptophyta; Magnoliopsida; Malpighiales; Salicaceae
Product: probable mitochondrial chaperone bcs1
Exons: 2
Coding region: 247-804 (185 amino acids)
Molecular function (GO): ATP hydrolysis activity; ATP binding
Source: RefSeq, a predicted model, not a curated record